GAUCGACUCAGACGGUCUUUCGGCGUCGGCGUCAUUCGUUCGUUGUUUGAGUCGUUUGCGCGAAGAAGACGCGCGAUCGAGUACUUUGAGCUUAAGGUGCAAGUUCUACGUUGUAACGGCACCUUGAUAGAGAGUGAAAUAAAAAAGGAAAACCGAAAACAGAUGCAAAAGUGUGUUGUUGUUUUUUGAGAAAUUGUAGUGACCGUGCUCGAGGAUCCUCACUUCCGGAAGUCGAGGUAAUUGAUCGCCGUGGUCGUUGCUCUACAACGAUUUGCGGGACCCGCUGCCGAUCCAGCGGAACUGUUCUCGCAAGAAUUCAAAGCUGCACUGGGCUGCUGGUUGUCUAUCUGGUCAAAGUCGGUGUCUCGAGGACAACGUGUUCUCGCGAUCACUUGAUCAACGAUCGAAAUAGAAAAUCCAGGUGCAAUUGCCUCGGCGUCAAGUGUGUGUGUGUGUAGUGGCCUCAGUAGUGCCAAGAUAUCACAUUCGCCGAGAUCAGAGCUAAACCGCAGCUAGAAGUGGCGAAACGGUAACAAAGAAAGUGAGCAUCGCCCGUCUGAACUACGGUGGUUGUAUUGAUGCCAAAAUAAAGUGCCGUGAAGAGUGUAGUGUGUCUACACGCCGGUCAGCAGGUCGUCGGAACCUGGCUUCCCGCAGUAGUGAUUCGGCGGUAUUGUGCUAUGAGCAGUGUCGCAAUACGUCCCCGCAGGAACAAGUCUCGCAAUCCACGCCAACGACAACAGCAACAACAAACCCGCCAAAACGCCCACCCCGAAGACGAUCGUCGAGCGGAACCCAGUCCGCUCAGGCCACCAGCAGCAAGACGACGGCACACGCCAAGAUCAACCAAGCCAUGCUGGACACCAGCGCCAACGGCCAAGGCGGCAGGAAAAAGAGGUGAGAUUCAGAAAUGGUUCCAUGUCCGUGUGGAGCACUAGCACGGCCGGAAUCGACACCGUACUUGCGACAACAUUGGGCGCGGCAGCCCUCAGUAACGCGAAAACCUUCAGCACAACCCACCUGCCGAGCAGCGGAGGCGCGCUGGUCGUGACGCAGAUUCCCAACGGAACCACCAACCACGGCCAUCAACUUCAGCCCCAGCACCUGCACCAUCACCACUUCAUCACCAGCAACAACAAUCUCAACGGAGCCGCGUCCCUGAACCACAGCCAUCAGCACCUGCUCGGCAGUGGGAACCACCUGGCCACGGUGACGACGAGUUCCGGCGGAGGAGUCCCCGGGAGCAGUCACAGCACCAGCAGCAACAACAGUCACAGUCAUUCCCCGCCGAGCCACGGUUCGCUGCACAACGCCGUCGGAGCCGGCCUGCAGCAGUCGUCGGUGGCCUGGAACCGGACCAGUAUUUGCAGCACGCACAAUAAGCGACGUUCCGCGCUCAGCACAAUGUCCCAGCAGGGCGAUGAGUACAACUCGCCCAACUACCUGUCCUGGCGGAAGCUGCAGCUGAGCCGGGCCAAGCUGAAGGCGUCCAGCAAGACGUCGGCGCUGCUGUCCGGAUUUGCCAUGGUCGCCAUGGUGGAGGUCCAGCUGGACGAAAAGACGAACGUCCCACCGGCCAUGUUGAUUGCGUUCGCCAUCUGCACGACGCUCCUCGUCGCCGUCCACAUGCUCGCCCUCAUGAUCAGCACGUGCAUCCUGCCGAACAUCGAAACCGUGUGCAAUCUGCACAGCAUCUCCCUCGUCAACGAGUCCCCGCACGAGCGCCUCCACUGGUACAUCGAGACGGCGUGGGCCUUCUCGACGCUGCUCGGGUUGAUUCUGUUCCUGCUGGAGAUUGCCAUCCUGUGCUGGGUCAAGUUUUACGACCUCAACACGACCGCCGCCUGGUCCGCCUGCAUCGUCCUCAUCCCCGUGCUGGUCGUGUUUGUCGCGUUUGCGUUCCACUUUUACCGCUCGCUCAUGACGCACAAGUACGAGGUGACCGUGUCCGGGAUCCAAGAGCUGGAGAUGCUCAAGGACAAUCUGGACCAUCAGCAUCACCACGGGCCACCGUACCAGUCGGUGCAGAUCGUUUGAGGACCGCCCGGAGGGCGACACUGUGAUUGUGAUUUCCAAAAUCUUCUGUUAUCUUCUUUUUUUUGCUGUUAUAGCUCACUUGACGUAGACAUUUAGAAAGUCUUGUUUUCCCCUUAAGUUUAUCUCAGUAUCGCGCAACCUUCCCACCCAAACCAACCACUAUUUCUCCACUAGUUCUCUAAACAAACUUAUUCUUAAGUAAAACUAAAGUAUCCCCAACUACUCACCUUGACCACAAAUCAAACACCCAACACUAACAAUGUAAUUAAGCGCUUAAAAUCGUAAUAAAAAAAAGUGAACGAAAGACAUACCUACAUUACAAGUAAACUAAAUAUACUAGCUAGUGUUAUUAAAUAAACAAUAAUUUAGGGAAUCAGCAUGAGACGAAUGAGGCGUGAAAUUUUUGUUAAACGAACACAAACACACCAACCUAAUGUAAAAACGAGCGCAGGUUAUCUUAACAGUUGACGAACUUUUGUUUUGUAUAAUUUUGAACUUUUUGCUAGGAGGAGACUGUGACCUGCGAUUGUAUAUUCUGUAUAAAAGUUCUCCUACAUCGCAUGAAUUCACUAAUUGUGUAAAAUAAACGAUAAUAAAAACUACCUUUUUUAUAAGAAA
Messenger RNA from Culex pipiens pallens (northern house mosquito), 2655 nucleotides. RefSeq names its product calcium release-activated calcium channel protein 1-like. Gene Ontology annotation, cellular component: membrane. Bases 919 to 2037 code for a protein of 372 amino acids. NCBI's taxonomy places the organism in Eukaryota, Metazoa, Arthropoda, Insecta, Diptera, Culicidae. Gene Ontology annotation, molecular function: store-operated calcium channel activity. The transcript is spliced from 4 exons. Gene Ontology annotation, biological process: store-operated calcium entry. The record is from RefSeq and is a predicted model, not a curated record.